AAUGCGCACUAGCCGUUGCUUGCCAACAGCCAAUAAAAAAGAAUAUACAUCAAUGUAAUGUAAUGUAAUGUAAGGACUAUCCACACGUGUCUGCUCUUUGUGUGUUCCAGGCGUCAGUGAAGAUCUUCUCCUCCAGGAGCUAUGUGGAGCUCCAGGACGGAGCAGGAUUGGCCACAAAGCCCCUACAUUAAGGAGGAAGUGGAGGAGCCACGGCCCCCCCACAUUCAAGAGGAAGCAGAGGAGCCACAACCCCUCCACAUUAAAGAGGAAGAGGAGGACCACAACAUCAGUCAGGAGGGAGAUCAUCUUGACGGACCGGAGGAGAUCCCAGUGAUUGGGGUCAUAGUGAAGAGUGAAGAUGAAGAAGAGCAUGAUCAAAGUGAGGAGAAGAGCGAGGUGGAGCCUCCAAGAAGCACCUCGACUCGUCACAGCGACAACACAGGCUGGAAAUGUUCUCAUUGCGACAAACUUUUUAGCUACAAGUCCAAUCUGACUGUGCACAUGAAGAUCCACACAGGAGAGAAACCAUUCUUGUGCUCAUUUUGUGGGAAAACAUUCUCUCAGAAGGUACACUUGACAGCACACACGAGAAUACACACUGGAGAUAAACCCUUUUCUUGUUCAGUGUGCAGUAGAGGUUUUGUACGGAACCGAGAUUUGAUCAUACACAUGAGAAUACACACUGGAGAGAAACCAUUCAUGUGCUCUGUUUGUGGGAAAAGAUUCUCUCAGAAGGCGCAUUUGACAGGACACACGAGAAUUCACAUCGGAGAAAAGUCUUUUUGUUGUCCAAGCAGCAGCUCAACUCAACACGCAGCAGAAGAAAAUCAUUGCAGAGGAUCACAAGCAGACAAACUCUUACCCCCGCUAUCGGACAGCGACGACUCGACAUCACAUUCGCCUGACACCGACGAUGGCGCUAAAGCUGAUGCGACAUGUCACACUGACAACACACACUUUAAAUGCUCUCAAUGUGACAAAACUUUUUACGACAGCAGUAAUCUGUCGAAACACAUGAGAAUGCACACCGGAGAGAAACCGUUCAUGUGCCCAGUUUGCGGUAAAGGAUUCUUUCAGACGUCGCAUUUGAAAGAACACACUAGAAUACACACCGGAGAGAAACCGUUUGCCUGCUCAGUUUGUGAUAAAAAAUUCUUUCAAAAGGUGAAUUUGACAGCACACACAAGAAUUCACACCGGAGAGAAACCUUUUUCCUGUUCAGUCUGUCAUAUCGGUUUUGUGCGAAAUCGAGAUUUGAAAAGACACAUGAGAACGCACACCGGAGAGAAACCGUAUUCUUGUUCAAUCUGCAACAAAAGCUUUUGCGACCGGACGCCGCUUGUAACGCACAUGAGGUUACACACAGGUGAGAAGGUGUUCAGCUGUAGUGUGUGUGAAGAAAGGUUCUCUUAUAAGUACCAGGUUAACAAUCACAAGUGUGCUGGUGAGAACAGAAGCAGGAAGUGAAGCUGCAGGACUUUAAACUUGUAAGACUCCGAAAACCACAAGCGGUUUGCUAGCCACAUUGCUAACUCACAUCUUAUGCCAUACAAAGCAUUGUGGGUACUGGGUAUGUACCUAAGAUCUCAGUAUUUGAUUGUGGUGUGUCAUCUGUUGGCUAGGGUGGGUGUUUCCACACACCAAGAGCAGUUACCCAGCCCGCUCCGUUGGUGGUGUUCGAUUCCUUUAAGUCCCUCUCACAACACAAUGCCUCAUUUUGUGCUUGCCUUUUAUUUGAAUCAUUCUUUCUGCUUGUGUGUAUCAGCCAUACCCCCUUUUGUGGUCAAUAAACCUGUGGCUGUGGAAUAAGUUCUC
Messenger RNA from Doryrhamphus excisus (bluestripe pipefish), 1815 nucleotides. Lineage: Eukaryota; Metazoa; Chordata; Actinopteri; Syngnathiformes; Syngnathidae. The record is from RefSeq and is a predicted model, not a curated record.